This is a messenger RNA of Camelina sativa (false flax), 546 nucleotides long. The record is from RefSeq and is a predicted model, not a curated record. Lineage: Eukaryota; Viridiplantae; Streptophyta; Magnoliopsida; Brassicales; Brassicaceae.
GGCUAUAUAAUCUUUUGCUUACUGUACACGUGAGGGAAGGCAAUAGAAACCACGUGUCACAUAAAAAUCAGCUGAGACUCGGUGAUUCUCGUCCCACCGUUAAAGAUGACGACGGCGACGACGACUGCGUCACUGUUGGAGACUUCUCUUUUACGGUGUUGCUCGUCUUCUUCUUCUUCUUUCAAAUUCAAACUCGAAUCUUCCGGGAAACAUGUUGUGAGAAGGUUAAGAGAUUGGCGUAUUCGUUGCGUGUCCGAUGAUCCUGGUUCGCGUCCUGAUUUGGUUUCCAGUAGAAGAAAAAUGGUAGUCAUGUUGUCAACAGUGCAGCUUCUAUCUCAUUUGGUUACGCCAUAUGGCAGCAAGGCAGCUGACAUAUAUCCAGUGAUGCAAAACGAAAUAAGAANGUUUGACAAUGCAUACUACAAAAUCCUUCUUGAAAAACCAUGGACAUCAACUUCCAAAAUGACGAGCAUGGUUGGCCUCCCUUCGGAUCAUGCCUUAGUNGAGAUACUGCAAUCCACUAAGUUAAGAUCUAUUGUGUCUUGA